UAUACUCUUUGCCAAAAGUGACAAAACAGCAAAACAGCUGUGUUUAUCAAUUUAAUGAAAUUAUGUAUUUCGUAAUUUCUUGUAGGAAUUAGACAUUAGCUAAGAAGUACAAGCUAAGAAUAGUAUAUCUUAGCAUAAGACAUAGUUUUUUUUGCCAUUAAAAAAGAAUUUUAGAAUAAAAUGGAUAAGUGUGAUACACCUGUUCACGGCACUAAAGUGCCUUUUGAUCCUGGCUGGAAUGAUCCACCCCAGUUUUCGUAUAGCGCUCAACAAACGACACCUAAUAGGCCACGCAAUUUUCUUAACAAACGAGUCGCCUUUCCACUAUCUGGUACUGGGUCGACACCAGUGUCUAGUCCUCCAGCAAAUUUACUUCCUAUGCCUGUCCCAAUGGCACAACCAAGCCCAACACAAAGCAUACAAAUUAAUAGAAAUGAUAAAGAUAUUGAAAUUGAUAGUGAAAGUACACUCAAGGAAGUUAAAGAUAUUUUAUUGCGAUUUGUUGAUAGUGGUGACUUGGGUUCGAAAGGAAACGAUGUUAAAAAGAGAAUAAAUGUUAUGGAAGAUAUGUGGUUAAAUGGAAAACUAAAUAAAAGCAUUCAAGUUCAGAUGAAAGAACUGGCAUAUGCUCUUCGAGAUGAUCAGCCAGCUAAAGCUGAUGAAAUCCAUAAAUCAUUAAUGGUUGAUCAUGUAAGUGCGGUAUGCACAUGGAUGUCAGGUGUUAAGCAGCUCAUCUACCACUGCACUGCACGCUUAGAACUACUGGAUAUAGAUAAACAAGAAAGUCAAAAAUGUGAUACAGAAUAAACCCUCACCCGACAAGUUCACUUUUAUAAGAGAAAAUCAGUCAAUGUAUUAACAAGUAAUAAUCAAUUUUAUACUCACAUUGCUAUCAUUACUACUACUGUAAUAAACAAUAAGAAAUUAUAAAGAUUUAUUCAUUAGUUUUCUGCGAUAAACGACAUCAACUAUUCAAUUUCUUAUUACAUGUUAACAUAAAAAUUUUAUUCAUAUUCAAAAAAUAUUCCGCUUAUUAAUCAUAUAUAAUGUGUAAUUCCUAAAAAAGAAAUGUACAAAAAAAAAUGUAUACAUGAAUAGCUGUAAAUAAAUAUAUGUGGAAAGGA
Messenger RNA from Papilio polytes (common Mormon), 1124 nucleotides. RefSeq names its product steroid receptor RNA activator 1-like. Lineage: Eukaryota; Metazoa; Arthropoda; Insecta; Lepidoptera; Papilionidae. Gene Ontology annotation, cellular component: nucleus. Bases 181 to 807 code for a protein of 208 amino acids. The record is from RefSeq and is a predicted model, not a curated record. The transcript is spliced from 3 exons. Gene Ontology annotation, biological process: regulation of transcription by RNA polymerase II.